UUGGUGUGUUUCACAGUCUUGCGUUGCCGAGGCGUGCCUCCUUCGCUGGAAGCGGUGGACGGGACACGUGAAGGCGUGUAGGCGAGUAUAAAGGAUGGCAACUAUGUGCAUCCGUGUUCAGACCUGAAGCAGCGGCUUUCCCUCUACAGCAGAAACUCGUCCCGCUGAGGCCUCGAUGGCGUACCCCACCGGCACUCUGGCACAGGGAGCCUUUGGGAAGGUGUACAAGCAGAAGUACAACGACACCUGGGCUGCAAUAAAGAAGGUCCCCCAACACCUCAUCAACAGGAAGGACCUGGAGAGAGAGUGUGAGGUGUACAAAAAGGCAAAACAUCCCAACAUAGUGAAGCUCCUGGGCAACAUAAAUCUCAAAGACGGGAAAUGGAUCAUUCCUCUGGAGUUUAUCUUCGGGGAGGACUUAGAGACCACCAUCUUCAAAGCAUCAAAUUCUAAAAUACAGCUGUCUCCAUCUAUCAAAGGCACCAUCAUCCUCGGCAUGUGUGAAGGGCUGUUUCACCUCCACUCCAGAGAUAUUGUCCAUCAAGACCUCAAGCCUGACAACAUCAUGGUGGAGCACGGUACAAACAGAGCCGUCAUCAUUGACCUCGGACUGGCAAAGUUCUUCAAAUUUGGCCUCAGCUCUGCCAUGGACAUGGGGAACCAGGCCUACUCGGCCCCCGAGGUUCUGCAGAUGGGCACCCAGAGGGACCAGCGCUCGGACGUGUGGGCCAUGGGGAAGAUCAUCGCGGAGCUCUGCGCCCGCAUUCGACUUCACACGCCCAGCGUCUGCCCCGCCAAGAUCAGGGACGUCAUGGGGGAUCAGCCGUACUGCCAUUCCGUGUGUAGGAUGGUGGACCCCAACCCGUCUCUGAGGGCUUCCGUGGGCGGGGUCAUCCACGAGAUUCGAAGGGCCGCAGGCGCAAGCGCGGUCACCAAUACGGCGGUUCAGAAAGAGCACCUCAAGCCACCUCAAGUUGAUGUCACAAUCCCGUCUCCGGCGGACCAAGGUGCAGCUCCAGGGAACAGAGAUCUAUCGCCUAUGAACAGAGGUGCAGCUCCGGCAAACAGAGAUCUAUCGCCUAUGAACAGAGCUGCAGCUCCAGCGAACAGAGGUCUGCUACAAUUGAACAGAAACCCGCCACCUAUGAACAGAGGUCUGCCACAAUUUUUCAGAGACCCAAUACCACACAAGCAUCCACCACCACCGAAAUGUGAACCUGCCCCCAAACCACCGUUUAAGGCUUUGCUGCCUCAAGCCGCAAUGCACUUCCCUCCUUCUCCACAGAGUGCCGAGGAGAAGAACCAACAAAUGGCUCUGGUCCCGGCCGGCGGACCCGAGCCGACCAGAGACUUCCAGAGGAGGAUGCGGCCCCAAGAUCGUCCCGCUGAGGCCUCGAUGGCGUACCCCACCGGCACUCUGGCACAGGGAGCCUUUGGGAAGGUGUACAAGCAGAAGUACAACGACACCUGGGCUGCAAUAAAGAAGGUCCCCCAACACCUCAUCAACAGGAAGGACCUGGAGAGAGAGUGUGAUGUGUACAAAAAGGCAAAACAUCCCAACAUAGUGAAGCUCCUGGGCAACAUAAAUCUCAAAGACGGGAAAUGGAUCAUUCCUCUGGAGUUUAUCUUUGGGGAGGACUUAGAGACCACCAUCUUCAAAGCAUCAAAUUCUAAAAUACAGCUGUCUCCAUCUAUCAAAGGCACCAUCAUCCUCGGCAUGUGUGAAGGGCUGUUUCACCUCCACUCCAGAGAUAUUGUCCAUCAAGACCUCAAGCCUGACAACAUCAUGGUGGAGCACGGUACAAACAGAGCCGUCAUCAUUGACCUCGGACUGGCAAAGUUUUUCAAAUUUGGCCUCAGCUCUGCCAUGGACAUGGGGAACCCGGCCUACUCGGCCCCUGAGGUUCUGCAGAUGGGCACCCAGAGGGACCAGCGCUCGGACGUGUGGGCCAUGGGGAAGAUCAUCGCGGAGCUCUGCGCCCGCAUUCGACUUCACACGCCCAGCGUCUGCCCCGCCAAGAUCAGGGACGUCAUGGGGGAUCAGCCGUACUGCCAUUCCGUGUGUAGGAUGGUGGACCCCAACCCGUCUCUGAGGGCUUCCGUGGGCGGGGUCAUCCACGAGAUCCGAAGGGCCGCAGGCGCAAGCGCGGUCACCAAUACGGCGGUUCAGAAAGAGCACCUCAAGCCACCUCAAGUUGAUGUCACAAUCCCGUCUCCGGCGGACCAAGGUGCAGCUCCAGGGAACAGAGGUCUGCCACACUUUAACAGAGACCCGUCACCUAUGAACAGAGGUCUGCCACAACUGAACAGAAACCCAAUACCCCACACAAGAAUCCACAUGUGGAACCCAAACCAGCCUUAACGGCUUUGCUGCCUCAAGCCGCCAUGCACUUCCCUCCUUCUCCACAGAGGGCCGAGGACAAGAACCAACAACUGGCUCUGGUUUGUUUAAUAGUUAGUUUAGGGUGAACUAAAGUCUGUUAUCUUCUAAGAACAGGUGAAAUACAAAAUAGCAAACUGAUACAAGUUACAGUACGCACCUUGGAAAUCACUUUUCGGGCAUUGUGUUCAUUCAUGUUGGGAUUUGAUUGAUCGCUCAGGUACAAACCUCAAUCUGUUUCUUAGCAUCUGAAUGCACGGGACUGUGAACAUUGCUUUAAUGUGAAAUGCACGUUUAUGUGUUAAAUUCUGAAGUGUAAUUUCUCUUCUUCAGAACGCUUUGUGCUUGGAAUUGUCAUUACGUCAGCUGGCCACUGUGUUGAGGGCCUUGUCGAUGCUUGGAAGGGAUUAGGGGUCCUUUUCGGUCACCUUGUUGCGGGGCCUGGAAUCCACACAACGAAUCAUUCUGUUUGGGAACCAUGACGACCGGGGAGGCCCAGGAGCUGAUGGAGGGCUCAAUGGUUUUAUCUGCUGCAGGCUGCCGGGCCAGCGGGAUGCGUGGAGGUCUCAUCCUCGUCUCAUGUUUUCAUGUUAUGCUGUAAAAGAUCUGUGCACGCCAAAUAUCUAUCUCAUAGUGACAACUAUGCAGAACUUAAAGAAUAGGGUUCAUUUUUAAUUAAGUUGUCCGUAUUUUAAUGAAUUAUGGGCUGAACCACCACACCAUUGUGCCGUCUUAAGCUCACAGCAACGGGCGUUUUCAGGUCUGCUUAGUACUAAUAAGCCCCUCUGUGCUUUUCUGUGAUUGGAGGUAAUCCGGAUCAGAGCGGUAUUGCCGUGGUCUCCAUUUAUCUCGAAAGUCAGGAAUCAAAACUGGUAAUGAAGUCACACACUCAUACAAUAAAUAUUAAUGGUUAGUGUGUGAAAAUGCGGUCAACACAUGGGUUGCAAAAUAAAACGUUCGUCCGAAGUGGUUAUUGUGCAUUAUGACUUAAAGGGGACGUUUCAGUGAUUGUGACAGAUGCACGGUUUUUAAUGUGCAUUUUGUUACGUGACAAUAUAUUUAAACAACUUGCAGUUUAUGUACUAAUGACAGUUUUUUUUAUUGCAGCUCAAGUCAUUUCUAUCAUAAUAGCCAAUUCGUUGAAGAUGCCUCUCAAGGUUUUUGUACUUUUCCGCACUACAUUUUUUAUUCGGUUUGUUUUUAUUAGUAAAAAAUCUGUACUAGUCCCAACUCUGAAUUCUCGAUUCACACACAACUGAGCGGUCAGCAUUACAUUUAUUCAAAAAGCAUUAACAGGGCUCUAUUGCAUUCUGUUGAAAGGAAAAAUAGAAA
This is a messenger RNA of Gasterosteus aculeatus aculeatus (three-spined stickleback), 3712 nucleotides long. RefSeq lists its product as uncharacterized. NCBI's taxonomy places the organism in Eukaryota, Metazoa, Chordata, Actinopteri, Perciformes, Gasterosteidae. The record is from RefSeq and is a predicted model, not a curated record. Gene Ontology annotation, molecular function: ATP binding; protein serine/threonine kinase activity. Gene Ontology annotation, biological process: protein phosphorylation.